AUGGGCAAUCUUCUCAGCACAAAGUCAUCUCUAAAACGUCGCAAAGCUUCAAAACCAACGGAUGCUGCGAACAAUCGACGCGCUUUUUCUCACAAACGUCAAAAUCCCUCAACCACCUCAUCCAAACUUACCACAUUCUCUUCAUUUUCCUCAAAACAUUCAAAAUCACAUUCUUCAUUAAAAUCAUAUUCAUCAAAUUCUUCUUAUCACUACAUUGAUGGUCGUCGUUUCCUCGACAAUUGCUCCUAUCAACUACCUAAUGACGACGAGGAAAUAGACCGACUCACUGUGCAACACUAUAUAGCCCGUUCUAUACUGCGCUCAAAUUACUGCGCGCCAGUAUUUAAUGUUUUGAAAAAUGGCGCAAAGGUACUGGAUGUGGGCUGCGGUCCCGGAACGUGGUUAUUAGAUAUGGCUACCGAAUUUCCGAGCUCGAAAUUCUUUGGCAUCGAUAUUUCAAAUAUGUACCCCCAGGAGAUAAAGCCACCAAAUGUAUAUUUCGAGGAAGCUGAUCUACUCGAAGGUCUCCCGUUUGAUGAUAACACAUUUGAUUUCGUCGUCAUGCGGAACAUGGUCUCCGCCUUAAAGUUGGGUGAUUGGGAGAACAAAGUCCUGCAGGAAUUAAUAAGGGUCUGUAAACCUGGUGGUUAUAUCGAGAGCACGGAGUUUGAGAUUCCGGGGUCAAACAGAGGUCCGAUGUCUACAAAAUUAUGCGAUGCAUGGAUUGAGAUAAUGAAAACGAAAAACAUUGAUCUCACGAUUUCGACUCGCCUCGAUCAACUAUAUCGUAGUCACAAGCCUACCUCUUUAGAUCUGGUCACUCACAUCACACGUCAGGUGCCCAUCGGUGCAUGGGGUGACCGAAUCGGCAGCGCGAUGGCUGACGACUUGAUAAUGCUCUCCAAGGCUGUGCAACCGGUUUUGGUACCCGCCUGGGGUGUCACUCACGAACAAUAUGACGAGUAUUUGGGGGUUUUGAAACGGGAGUUUGACGAAUACAAGUCGUAUUGUAAUAUUCAUGUCGUGUCUGGGAGGAAGCGGAGCGAGAACAUAAAAAAAGACAAUGUUUAG
Molecule: messenger RNA, 1071 nt
Organism: Acaulospora morrowiae
Lineage: Eukaryota; Fungi; Glomeromycota; Glomeromycetes; Diversisporales; Acaulosporaceae
Source: the annotation of a GenBank genome assembly